AUGUCAGACGGUUAUAUUGUUACAUUAAAAGAUUCAUGUUCAGAUUCAACUGCUAAUGAAAUUAAACAAAAAAUUGAAAGUGCUGGUGGUAAAAUUAAAGAUGAAUUUUCAUUAAUUAAAGGUUUUUCAGUUUCAUUACCAUCUGAUCAUAUUUCUACUUUAGAAAGUCAUCCAGAAGUUGCAAAUGUUGAAAAAGAUGGAGAAGUUAAAACUCAAUAA
Messenger RNA from Lodderomyces jiufengensis, 219 nucleotides. RefSeq lists its product as uncharacterized. Lineage: Eukaryota; Fungi; Ascomycota; Pichiomycetes; Serinales; Debaryomycetaceae. Gene Ontology annotation, molecular function: endopeptidase inhibitor activity. Gene Ontology annotation, biological process: vacuole fusion, non-autophagic. The record is from RefSeq and is a predicted model, not a curated record. The coding region runs from base 1 to 219 and encodes 72 amino acids. The transcript has a single exon.